Oncorhynchus mykiss (rainbow trout) is the source of this 1478-nucleotide messenger RNA. Its product is annotated as sodium/potassium-transporting ATPase subunit beta-1-interacting protein 3. Gene Ontology annotation, biological process: regulation of sodium ion transport. Lineage: Eukaryota; Metazoa; Chordata; Actinopteri; Salmoniformes; Salmonidae. The record is from RefSeq and is a predicted model, not a curated record.
CACACGCACCGGCGUGAAAUCCAACUACUCAACUCGAAAGCUAGCGGUAGAAUCAACCCAAGCCACCCCUUCAUACACAAAGCAAUCAUUGGGGGACAUAAAAGGCAUGGGGUGGUGGAGCCUGCAGCGUACCUACGCAGUUUUCAAAGUGGACCGAGCUUGAAGCCAUUCCUUGUAUUUAAAGGUAUCCGGAUAUCUAGUGACCCAGUGUAGACCGUUCUACGGACAUUUCCUUGCCGUUUCUCGAGUGAUAUUUUGUUUUUGGCACAAUGGGGUGCUGCAGCGGCCGAUGCACGCUCAUCUUUCUCUGCUCGAUUCAGCUGAUCGUGGCGUUGGAGAGGCAGGUUUUUGACUUCCUGGGAUACCAAUGGGCGCCCAUUCUGGCCAACUUCUUCCACAUCAUCAUUGUCAUCCUCGGCUUCUUCGGCACUAUACAGUACCGACCACGCUACAUUGUAGUGUACACAGUGUGGACAGCUCUCUGGGUGGCCUGGAAUCUCUUCAUCGUCUGUUUCUACCUGGAUGUGGGAGGCCUGACCAAGGAAAGUGACCUGCUGACGUUUGACAUCUCGGCUCACCACUCGUGGUGGAGGGAGCACGGUCCAGGGUGUGUGAGGAGAGAGAUGACCCAGCCAGUGGUGGGCACCGUGGACAGCCAGUCUUACAUCUCUGUCAUGGGCUGUCUCAUAGAGUACCAGUACAUAGAGAUCCUACACAGUGCAACACAGAUCCUCAUCGCUCUCCUGGGCUUCGUGUACGCCUGCUACGUCAUUAGCGCCAUCACUGAGGAGGAAGACAGCUUUGAUUUUGUUGGUGGAUUUGACCCCUUCCCUCUCUACCAUGUCAAUGAGAAACCAUCCCACCUCCUCUUAAAGCCCAUGUACCUGUCUACGUAAAUAGGGCAGAAGGCAACAUUGCAGUUUCCGAUGGAAACAAAGUGGCUGCUCUGACUGACACAACAACCGUCCGAGAAUUCACUGGGGCAGGCCAGACAUUCCUCUGGUUCUCUACAUCUCUUCAGUCCUUCAAACAUGUAAAUUACUGGUGCUCUGCUUAAGGAUGACUGUACUUCCCAGUUCUGUUGUUAGUGGGAGGGAAGGAGAGGAUAGGGUUGGGGGAUGGGGAGGGGGUAAUUACAGUGUAACAUGGGCCUGAUCUCUUACUGUGUACUCAAAUAUAAAUUAUAAAUUAUAAAUUAACUACAAACGGCAUCCGACAACAGAGACGUACAGUACCUGCUGUCAAUGGCUGUAUUUCUGUCCAUUGUUCUAUCAGAACUAGUGAUCUAUCUAUAGAUCAUAGCUAUAAAUACAGUACCAGUCAAAAGUUUGGACACACCAUUCAAGGGGUUUUCUUUAUUACUAUUUUCUACAUUGCAGCAUAAAAGUGAAAACAUCGACGCUUUGAAAUAACACAUAUGGAAUCAAUUAGUAGCCAGCCUUUGCCUUGAUGACAGCUUUGCACACUCUCACAUUCUC